This is a messenger RNA of Lichtheimia ornata, 2058 nucleotides long. RefSeq lists its product as uncharacterized. Bases 1 to 2058 code for a protein of 685 amino acids. Gene Ontology annotation, biological process: mRNA splicing, via spliceosome. The transcript is spliced from 6 exons. Lineage: Eukaryota; Fungi; Mucoromycota; Mucoromycetes; Mucorales; Lichtheimiaceae. The record is from RefSeq and is a predicted model, not a curated record. Gene Ontology annotation, cellular component: post-mRNA release spliceosomal complex.
AUGGGCGACCACAAGCACAAGAAAAAGUCCAAGAAGGAACACAAGAAACACAAAAAGUCCAGAAACCACGAUCACGAUGACUCACCCAUCGACUACAACGAUCCCUCAUUGUGGGUCGAAGCAGGCGCAUCAGAACCAGCAGCAGCCACAUCGCCACCAAAGCAACAACAACAACCACCUACGUCUACUGUUCAACGUGAAGCGUGGAUGGUCAAUGACGGCUUUGACUUUGGAUCACUUGGAACGGCACGCGAGAAACCAGAUGAGAAACCCAAGAUCGACCCUGAUCAGCCAUACAUCAGCGAACGAGAGCUGAAUCCUCACUUGAGAUCUGGGAUGGCGGUUGAUCAAAUCCCUGCUGAGAAGCCAAAGAUACAAUUCGGUGAUGCUGGAUCCAAAUGGCGUAUGAUGAAGUUGAAGCGUGUUAUCGAGCAAGCUGAGGAUGAAAAACGCUCCGUGCAAGAUGUGGGAUUGGAACGUUAUGGGUCUAUGGAGAAGCUGAAUGAAGCAUUGGCUGAACGAGAAUACUUGGACAACAAGAGCAAACGAUCUAGACGUGAUCGUGGUGGUGGUGGUGAUAGCGACCGAGGACGACGUUUUGUAUACACGGACACUGAAAAGUCAUCGGCAUCAUUCCGACGACCAGAGGAUGUGGAUGAAUUUGGACGACAAGUGAAACGUAGAAAAACAACUCCACCACCACAACAACCACAACAACCUUCUCCUCAACCAUCAUCCGUUCCUUUAUCAUCUGUGGAUACGACUUCAUCAUCUAAGCCGGUGAUCAUCACUCAACAUGAGAUGCCCCAAGCUUUUACUCAUUCCGAACGGGUCAUGACACGUGAUGAGCUCAACAAAUUGAAUGCUGAUAUGUUGAAGGCGAAGCUUAUGGGCAAAGACAAUGCUGAGGAAUUGGAACAAGAGUACGAGCGUCAAGUGAAAUUAUUCGAAGCAGCAGAAAAUGGAAGUGCUGAGCAACAGGAUCAGAGUGGAAAAAUGGUCCAUAUUUUACCCACCGUCGAUAGCGAAGGACGCUUCUAUGACUAUGCUCUCAAGAAUGAUGGCACUAUCAGCUCUGAUCGCAAGGGCAAGAAUAAGGAACGCUUUAAAGGAACGCAUGAUCCAAAGACGGGUGAACGACUUCGUUAUGGUACCGUGGAUGAUAGUAUGACGCUCAUGGAUAUGGUGCGACAAGAAAAGGCAGGGAGCCGUGCAACAAGUAAUAUGGAUUUGGAGUUUGCAAACAAAAUCGUGACAGAUGCUACUUUUGAAAAUGACUUGGAUUACAUGGAUGAAAAAGCAGAGGUGAUGGGUGCAAGAAAAGGUCUCACAGAAGAGCAAAAAAUGCGACACGCUGUACGAGAUUACAAGCGGACACAAAGUGCUUUGGAAAAAUGUCGUUUCUGUUAUCAAGAUGGCAGACCCCCUCAGUGCGCUGUGAUCUCUCUUGGUUUGCAAACUUAUCUUGCUCUUCCCAAUGUUCAAGAACUCGUGCCUGGUCAUUGCAUGAUUGUGCCUGUGCAACAUGUCACUUCAACGCUCGAAUUAGACGAUGAUGCUUGGGAUGAAAUAAGGAACUUUCAAAAAUGCCUUAUACAGAUGUUUAAUGAACAAGGAUGUGGUGUCAUAUUUAUGGAAACCAGCAUGAAUAAGCAUCGACACCGCCACACCAUGAUUGAGGUCAUCCCUGUUCCCUAUGGCACUUAUGAGCAAGCCCCUGCCUAUUUCAAGGAAGCUAUGUUGGCUGUGGAUGAAGAAUGGUCUCAGCACAAAAAGAUCAUUGAUACCACUGAGCGAGGUAUUCGUAAAUCACUCGUCAAGGAUUUGCCUUACUUCCAUGUGUGGUGUGGUCUUGAGUCAAGUUAUGGACAUGUGAUCGAAGACGAAAAGGAAUUCCCCUAUUGGUUUGGCAAAGAAACGAUCGCGGGUAUGCUUGACAUUGGCCCCGAGCGGUGGAGAAAACCAAAGUACUACCAUUACAGCGAGAAUCGACCUCGGCAACAAGCGUUUUUGAAGGAUUGGGAGCAAUGGGAUUGGACAGCUUCUCUACCCACGUGA